AUGGGCAACGCGACCAGCAACGAGUCGGGUGAGGGCACGCCGAUACCGCACCAAAUCCACGAGGUCAUCGUCAAGCAGCUCAAGGCAAAGAUCGCGGCGCUCGAGCGCGACCAUGCAAAGCAGAUCGAGAACAUCCGGCGGUCCCACAGGGCCGAGAUCGAACGCAUCACGAGCGUCCACACGGCUGAGACCGAAGUCGCCGCCGCCACCGCGCUCGAAGAGACGCAGCGCCGGCAAAAACUCGAGGAGACAGUACGCGCGCACGAAACGGCGCUCCUCACACGGCGCCUCGAAGCCAUCCACCUGGUCAGCGACGCAGGCUUCGAGGCGUUCCAGGGCAACCUCGGCUUCGACACCAAGGCGUUCCCCAACACAUCGCUCCACGCCGGGCGGCUCGCCGACGGCAUGCUCGUGCUCCGCCUCGCCGACAGCGUCGAUCGCUUCCGGCAGUCGAUCGCCAUCAUGCAAGCGCUCAAUGGCGCAGACGACCACCUGCUGUGCCUCGUCGGCGGCUGCGACCUCAACACCGACAACCCGAUUGCGUACAUCGAGUACUUUCCCGGCACCGACCUCGAGUCCUACUUGCAGGAGCAUCCCGCACUGUCCGAGCGCGAGAAACUGCAAAUCGCCCGGCAGAUUGCGACAGCGCUUGUCGCUGUGCACAAGAAGGCCAUGCUGCAUCGCGACCUCAACUGGUCCCGCGUCUUCAUCGCCAUCGACGGCCGCGUCAAGGUGUUCGUCGGCCUCAAAGCGCGCGAGCGACCCACGGGCAACGUGGCCAACGGCGUCUCGGCCGAGCGAUGGGGCGCGCCAGAGACCCUCCACGCGACUGGCAUGAGCUCGGACAAGAUCGACAUCUUCUCGCUCGGGCUGCUCCUGAUAACGCUCGUGACCAAGGCGAUCCCGUUCUCGCACAUUAGAAAGAGCGGAACAGACGAGCCCAUCGACGACGAUACGCUGCAGCAGCGCCUCGCGACCGAAGCCGACGCGACGCCGAUGCUCACGCAGCCGUUCGGCGACGCGUCGCCGGCCUAUGCGGCGUUAGCCCACGCGUGUAUUGCGUACGACCCGGCCCACCGUCCGACGGCGUCCGAGGUCGCGCGGCGUCUCCAAGAGCAGCUCGACGAGCUCGACGAGAAGGAAGCCAACGUGCCGAAACAAGCCACGACGGUCCGCCCCGUGGUCGGCAUCGACGUGGUCGUCAAGCGGGCCACCGGGCUCGUGUCGUCGUCCAAGAUGUACUGCACCGUCAGUAUCGCCGACGGGAUGUUCAAAGCGCUUGCGACGGAUCGCGCCUCGUGCGCCAACGGCAUCUACAGCUGGCAACAGACGCUGUCGUUCGCCAACGUCAAGCCGCUCGAAGGCACGCUCGAUUUCACGCUCUGGUCGGUCGGCUACGUCGUCGACGCGAAGGAGUACGUGGCGUCCAUCAUGCUCGCAGACCUCCUGCACAUUGACGGCCAAACGACGAGCCUCCACGCGCCGCGCACGACAAGCCUCGACCUGUUUUCAGGCGGCGAGCGCCAAGGGUCACUCGAGAUCCAAGUCACGUUUACGAGCGAGCUCCGCAAGUACCUCGCGCUCUACGUGGACGAAAAGUCCAAGCUCAUUAGCUACUACGCGACACGGCAGACCAACUACUGCGCCGACUAUGCGCGGCGACGCGACCUCGCGGCCGUCGUGCUUGGCGUGCAAUCUCCGUAA
Molecule: messenger RNA, 1704 nt
Organism: Saprolegnia parasitica CBS 223.65
Lineage: Eukaryota; Oomycota; Saprolegniomycetes; Saprolegniales; Saprolegniaceae
Product: serine/threonine protein kinase
Exons: 3
Coding region: 1-1704 (567 amino acids)
Biological process (GO): protein phosphorylation
Molecular function (GO): protein kinase activity; ATP binding
Source: RefSeq, a predicted model, not a curated record